CUCUUCUCCUCUCCUUCUAUAUGAACUCCUUUCCCACUUCAUUCCAACAAACGGUGAAUCCCAACCAGCUCCUCCCUCUACAACUCUGCGCCUUCCACCGUGAGCUCGCGCAUCAGAGGCCAUGGCCUCGCACAUCCUUCCCAAUCUCCUUCUACUCCUCGCCUUGUCUGUCUCCCGGUCCGCCGCCGGUAGCGCCACCUCACCUUACCUCCGCCCACCGCCCAGAGAAACUCUAUCUACUCCCCUCCCCGACGACGCCGACGGCACCACCCCCCAGCAGGUGCAUAUUUCAAUGGUGGGUAUGAAUAGGGUGAGAGUGACGUGGAUAACGGAAGAUGAUGCGCCGGCAACUGUGGAUUACGGGUUGCAGGAGGGAAAGUACGGUGAGUCGAGCACGGGAUCUACAUUGACUUACAGUUUUUCCGCACUUUACACAUCGGGGAAAAUCCAUGAGGUGGUGAUUGGGCCGUUGGACCCAGAUUCUGUCUAUUAUUACCGUUGCAGUGGCAAUCCUGCCCGGGAGUUCUCCUUCAAGACUCCUCCAGCUAGCCUUCCUAUCAAAUUCGUUGUUAUCGGUGAUUUAGGCCAAACCGGUUGGACAAACUCAACCCUAAACCACAUCUCCCGGUCCAACUAUGACAUCCUCCUCCUCCCCGGCGACCUCUCAUACGCCGAUCUCAACCAGCCCUCCUGGGACUCCUACGCCCGUCUCGUCGAGCCACUUGCCAGUAGCCGGCCAUGGAUGGUCACCGAAGGCAAUCAUGAGAUCGAAACCAUACCUCUCAUCGAAUCCACCCCCUUCAAACCUUAUAACGCCCGAUAUCAUAUGCCCUACGAGGAAAGCACCUCCCCUUCAAACCUUUUUUACUCGUUUGAUGCCGGCGGCGGUGCCGUACAUGUCCUUAUGCUCGGCUCCUACACUGACUUCGAUGCCAGCUCGGAUCAGCUCAAAUGGUUGCAAGCUGAUCUGGCCAAGCUCGACCGGUCCAAGACCAAGUGGUUGUUCGCCCUAAUACAUGCUCCAUGGUACAAUUCCAAUAAAGCACAUCAAGGGGACGGCGAGGACAUGAGGGAGGCUAUGGAAGAGACUCUCUAUGCUGCUCGCGUAGAUGCCGUUUUCGCUGGUCAUGUCCAUGCCUACGAGCGCUUUGCACCUGUGUAUAAUAGCAAAAAGAACCAAUGUGGGCCGCUACACAUCACAAUAGGCGACGGGGGCAACAGGGAAGGGCUUGCGAACAAGUACAUUGAUCCACAGCCGAGCAUCUCUUUGUUCAGGGAGGCGAGCUUCGGACAUGGGCAGUUGCAGGUUGCGAAUGGUACCCAUGCACUGUGGAGCUGGCACCGAAAUGAUGAUGAUGAGGCUGUGGUGGUUGAUAGCGUGUGGAUAUCCAGUCUUCUUUCCAAUCCUGCUUGUCAUAAAAAGAAUUAAAUGAUGAAAAAAAAUAUACUGUUAUUUGUAUAAAAUAUUGAGUUUUAAAACAUUUUUCUUUUUCUUCUGC
Dendrobium catenatum is the source of this 1499-nucleotide messenger RNA. RefSeq names its product probable purple acid phosphatase 20. Gene Ontology annotation, molecular function: acid phosphatase activity; metal ion binding. The transcript has 4 exons. The record is from RefSeq and is a predicted model, not a curated record. NCBI's taxonomy places the organism in Eukaryota, Viridiplantae, Streptophyta, Magnoliopsida, Asparagales, Orchidaceae. The coding region runs from base 122 to 1429 and encodes 435 amino acids.